Ostertagia ostertagi is the source of this 1269-nucleotide messenger RNA. Lineage: Eukaryota; Metazoa; Nematoda; Chromadorea; Rhabditida; Trichostrongylidae. The record is from the annotation of a GenBank genome assembly.
AUGGCGAUCGAGAACAAAACUACCGAAGUAUUCGAAGAGGGAGCCUUGAACAAAUGUGGCAAAGAAAUCGUCGCUAGAAAUACUACGAACGACGUACUCGGUGGUUACCUCGCCUCGCGUUUCGGUGGUAAACGAGUAAUCUUAGCCACCAUUCUCGGUUCUUCAUUACUCACAUUGGCAAGUCCAGUAGCCGCUCGUACUCAUGCCUACAUUCUCGCAGGUCUUCGCGUUGCUAUUGGAUUCCUUCAGGGUGCUACUUUCCCUGCGAUGCAUACCAUGUGGUCUGUUUGGGGACCACCUCUUGAAUUAUCAGUGUUAACUGGUGCUCAAAUAGGAAACGUUUUUGUGCUACCUCUUUCUGGUUUUCUCUGUCAAUAUGGGUUCGAUGGCGGUUGGCCCAGUAUUUUCUACACUCUUGGAGUUAUCGGCGUGAUUUGGUGCGGUGUUUGGACAUAUGUGAUUACCGACAGACCGAGUGAUCAUCCUCGAAUUUCGGAAGCCGAAAAGGAAUACAUCACGAAAGCAGUAGAGGCGUCGACUGGAAAGCGUACAGGAAAGCAUCCCGACACGCCGUGGGGCAGUAUCCUUUCAUCUCGUGCUGUUUGGGCAUGCUGGUUUGGACAUUUCGCAGGUGAUUGGGGUGCAUACACAAUGCUGGUAUCACUCCCCUCAUUCUUGAAAGAUGUUCUUGGAUUGGAUUUGUCCUCGCUUGGCAUGGUUUCUGCAGUUCCUUAUGUUGCUUAUUUCGUUGUUAUCAAUAUUGGUGGAUUCCUUGCUGACUUUAUUCGUAGUAGAAAGAUUCUCGGCACUCUCAACACGCGGCGAGCAGCUAUGUUAAUAGCCUUGCUCGGUCAGGCGAUGUUCCUCGUGCUCUCCGGCUACUGCGGAUGCGGUCAAGAGGUACUAGUGAUAGUCUACCUCACGGCUGGAAUGGCUAUUUCCGGUCUACAAUACUCCGGUUUUGUGGUCAACUAUUUGGACAUUGCCCCCUCAUUCUCUGGCACAAUCAUGGGAAUGGGUAACACAAUAUCUUGUCUCGCUGGUAUUGUUUCACCAAUGGUCACGUCAGCGCUGACUCCGAAUGGAACCCAAGAAGAAUGGCAAGGCGUUCUGUGGCUGACAGCCGGUAUCCUUGCGACUGGCUCGAUAGUGUUCAGUAUUUUUGCUAGUGGAGAAGUCCAAGAGUGGGCGAGACACAAGGGAGGAGAUGGCCCUGAAGAACUACCUCUGAAAGAGGCAGAGGCGAUGCUAGAGAAAGACACUCAUUAA